Molecule: messenger RNA, 1960 nt
Organism: Saccostrea echinata
Lineage: Eukaryota; Metazoa; Mollusca; Bivalvia; Ostreida; Ostreidae
Product: radial spoke head protein 4 homolog A-like
Exons: 9
Coding region: 130-1710 (526 amino acids)
Biological process (GO): axoneme assembly; cilium movement involved in cell motility; cilium assembly
Cellular component (GO): axoneme; radial spoke
Source: RefSeq, a predicted model, not a curated record
AUUUACCUUGACAACUCAGCAGUGAGGUUUGUGUGCAGUGUGUUGGUGGUAUAGCAACAGGGCACGAUAAGAUUGUACUGCUAUCGGAAAUACACACGAAGAGAGAUAUCUCUCUAAAUAGCAGCAAAGAUGACGGAUGUCAACAUGGAGUUGAACAUCAACCCAAAGGAGCAGCAAUUCAUCUCUGCAAAAUCCUUUCUUCUCACUGCCAGCACAGACACAGGGUUGAAUUUGUAUGACCAUCUUAGCCGUGUUCUUACCAAAGUUCUCGAUGAAAGACCAAACAAUGUGGUGGAUGUUAUUGAAGAUAUAAGCAAAGACACAAAAAGAUCUAAAUUUACAUCAGAUGUUGACACAGUUAGAGAUAAACUUGAUCAGUCUACAGAAGUAGCUCUAGCCAAAGUUCAAGAAAAACUUUUUGCAAAAGAAGGAGGUGAGGACAAUGAACCAGAAGAAAGUGAAGAACUUGAAACUCCUCUUCCAAAUAUUAUGGAACUUUGUUUUUUCUUUGAGCAAGCUGGAAUCGGAUUGAACCGUGAAGAAAUGAUUCGUGUCUGGUUAGCUUUAAAAAAUUUAGUGGACACUCAUGCAUUAUCACAUGUUAGAUUCUGGGGUAAAAUCUUUGGAACUGAACAGAAUUAUUAUGUGGCUGAGGUGGAGUACAGAGAUGGAGAUGAAGAGGAGGAAGAAGAGGAAGAGGCAGAGGAGCAACCAGAAGAAGAAGCAACUGACAAAGAUGGUGAUGAGGAGGGAGAGGAAGAACAAGAAGAGGAUGACACUCCCAAACCAGAUUUCAAACCUCCACCAGAAGUUCCAAAGGAGGAGAACAAAACCGGAACUAACAAGAAAACAUACUUUGUCUGCAAUGAUCCUGGUAAACCCUGGACGAAGCUACCAGCUGUGACACCAGCCCAGGUCCAGUCAGCCAGGCUCAUCAAGAAGUUCUUCACAGGAAGAUUGGAUGCCCCAGUUGUCAGCUAUCCCCCAUUCCCUGGCAAUGAGAUUAACUACUUGAGGGCCCAGAUUGCCCGUAUCAGUGCUGGUACCCAUGUAUCACCCAUGGGAUUCUACCAAUUUGAGGAAGAUGAGGAAGAAGAGGAAGAAGCAGAAGGUCGCAAUGACUGUGUCAUCAAUGUGGAUUUUGAGCCAGUGUCACUAAGAGAUUUAUGUGAUGGUUCUCUACAACACUGGGUCCACCAUGUGCAACACAUCCUGCCCCAGGGUCGUUGUGUCUGGGUGAAGGUGGGACAGGAAACUCCUGAGGAGGUUGAGGAUGAGGAUGAAGAAGAGGAGCGUGAGGAACCAGAUGAACCAGAACCCGAGGUUGGACCUCCUCUUCUGACACCCUUGUCAGAGGAUGCGGAAAUUGGAAACCUACCUCCAUGGACACCAAAAGUAUCCUCAAAGUUGAUUCCUCAGUAUGCUAUUGCAGUUCUUCACUCUAACCUGUGGCCUGGUGCUCAUGCAUUUGCAGCUGGAAAGAAAUUUGAGAAUGUUUACAUUGGCAAUGGUCACAAAUACAGCAUGGACAAUUACAAUCCACCACAAACUCCACCCAUCCAAGAAGAAUUCCCCAGCGGCCCAGAAAUCACCGAGGCAGAGGACCCAACAGUGGAGGAGGAGAAUGCCCUCAGGAAUGCUCAACAGGAGGCUGCUGAAGCAGCAGAGGAAAUGGAAGAAGGUGAAGAGGAGGAAGAUGAGGAUGAUUAGAAAGGGGAAGUAACUCUGUAAGGGAAGAAAGGGGCAGUGACUCUUUAAGAGAAAAAACUUGAACUAUGAUGAGAGGCAGUUACUGCAGACUUUGAACUUUAAGGAAGUUAAAAAUAUUUGCAAUCUCUCUGGAGUCAAUAUUCAUACAUUGAUUACAAAUAGAAAGAACAAUGAAAAUAAACAUCAUUCAUGAAUACUUUGUUAAAAAAGUUUGUAUAUACUAUCCUAAUAAAUUAUCAUUUGUAUUGAC